GAUUUGUAAGACUGAUAUAAAUAAAAAAACCUAGCUCAUUUUCAUAAACCCUACUUGCCGCGCCGUAUAUUAUUCUCAUCUCUCUCCUCAGGGUUUCUAUUACAGCAUCAAUGGCGCCUCCUGCGAAAGAUGUAAAGAAGGCUGAUCCCAAGGCACAGGCCUUGAAAGCUGCUAAAGCUGUGAAAUCUGGCUCAAGUACCUUGAAGAAGAAGGCCAAGAAGAUCAGGACCAAGGUUACUUUCCAUAGGCCAAAGACAUUGAAGAAGGACAGAAACCCCAAGUACCCUCGUAUUAGUGCAACACCAAGAAAUAAGUUGGAUCAUUACCAGAUACUUAAAUAUCCCCUGACCACUGAGUCUGCAAUGAAGAAGAUUGAGGACAACAACACCUUGGUUUUCAUUGUUGACAUCCGUUCUGACAAGAAGAAGAUUAAGGCUGCCGUCAAGAAGAUGUAUGACAUUCAGGCCAAGAAAGUGAAUACCUUGAUCAGGCCUGAUGGCACCAAGAAGGCGUAUGUUCGUUUGACACCUGACUAUGAUGCCUUGGACGUUGCAAACAAGAUCGGAAUCAUUUAACUUGUAUUUUGUUCCAUGUUUGUUCAACUAGAUGAUCUCUGUCAUUUUUGAUAGGAACAUACUCAAUAGAAAAACAAUUAAGUUUUGUUUGAUGUUGCAAUGCUAUGCAUUAGCCUAUGUUCUUAUGGAUGUCUUUAUUUGCUUUCUUAGGAUAUGUAUCAGUAUUUUAAUUUAUAAUAUAAUUUCAGAAUGCCUUUUGGUUCGUAAACA
Chenopodium quinoa (quinoa) is the source of this 785-nucleotide messenger RNA. Its product is annotated as 60S ribosomal protein L23A. Gene Ontology annotation, molecular function: rRNA binding; structural constituent of ribosome. The coding region runs from base 111 to 575 and encodes 154 amino acids. The transcript has 4 exons. The record is from RefSeq and is a predicted model, not a curated record. Gene Ontology annotation, cellular component: ribosome; cytosolic large ribosomal subunit. Gene Ontology annotation, biological process: translation; ribosomal large subunit assembly. NCBI's taxonomy places the organism in Eukaryota, Viridiplantae, Streptophyta, Magnoliopsida, Caryophyllales, Amaranthaceae.